AUGGGCUGGAACCAUGAAGAUUGGUGGCCUUGCUGGAUUGGACUCUUUCUUUUUGCUCUUGUCGCGAUCGCUGUUCAUAACAAGAUCCCAGCAGCUCACUUUGCCCCCUGGACCUCCAAUCCAUUUGAUUCUUUGAAUGGCAAGGCCAAUUUGGACCUUCUUGUUCUAUUCCCUUUACAGGGCUUCUUGGUUUGGCUUGCACUGUGGGCAGUCCAGGUCAAAAACUGGAGCAAGUUUUACAAAGGGUUUGCAGUCAUAUACUCCCUCUCCUUUCUCAGCAAAUGGCUAGCUGCUCAGAGAAACAUUAAGAGCGCCAGUUUGGGUGAUUCAAUAUGGGCCAUUUUAUUUGGAACAUUAUUAAGAAACAUUAUGGCUGGGGCGCCUUUACCAGAUGGACGAUCCAAGUCGCUACCAGGUUGGCUCAAGAUUGCUCAGCAGACAGAGCUCUACAUCGCUAUCUCACUUGUUCUUCUGUGCAUUGAUUUCUCUGUGCUUAAGCCACUGGCACCUAGAGCCAUCUUUGUCUCAUGGAUUGAUACCCCUUCACUGUUUAUCCUGGUUGCGCUUGUGGGCACGACAUGGCUUCGCAUUGACCUACAAACCUCCAUGAUCAUGAGCGGUGCGACUUUUAUUUGUGGCUCGUCUGCUGCCAUUGCUCUUUCGGCCUCUCUCGGCGCCGGUAGCAAAUCUGAUCUACCCAUCGCUAUUAUUUCUGUCUUCACCAUUCCCUCUAUUAUUGCUUUACCUUAUAUUGCCAAAGCGGUUGGUAUAAGUGCUAAAGUUGCUGGCGCCUGGUUCGGAGGUUGCGUUGAUUCGACUGGCGCAGUUAUUGCUGCCGCAACCAUCUAUGGUGAUUCUGGGAAUGUCGCGGUUGAGACUUCCGCUGUCGUUAAAAUGGUCCAGAACAUGCUGAUUGGGCCUAUUUCCGUAGGCGUAGCUGCAGUAUGGACUCAGCGAGAAGAACGACGCAUGCGGGCGCUGCAUAAUUCAUUGCAAGACGAUGUCCUCCGAUCCAAGUCUGACUUUAAGCCAGUUCCUUACCAGACCUUGCUUUGGAAUCGGUUUCCCAAGUUUGUGCUGGGCUUUAUAGUGACAGCGAUCCUAUUCAACACAAUUGUACCGAUGGAGGACAGGGCCGAGGUCAACUCUUUCUCAUUCAUGGUAGGCGAAUGGUUCUCAACCAUGAGCUUUGUCAGCAUUGGAUUAGGACUUCAAUUCCAUGAACUUCGACGUGAAGCCAGACUGUUACUCAAACUGACGACGCUGUACGCUCUGGCGCAGCUCGUUGACAUUUUGAGCACAUUUGGUCUGGCCUAUAUAGCUUUUGAGAUGUUUUAG
Lobosporangium transversale is the source of this 1338-nucleotide messenger RNA. RefSeq lists its product as hypothetical. Lineage: Eukaryota; Fungi; Mortierellomycota; Mortierellomycetes; Mortierellales; Mortierellaceae. Bases 1 to 1338 code for a protein of 445 amino acids. The transcript has 2 exons. Gene Ontology annotation, cellular component: plasma membrane. The record is from RefSeq and is a predicted model, not a curated record.